CUGCUCUGCUACUGCUGGUGCUGCUGCUGCUACCCGGCGCACCGCCGAGAGAGGAGCCGAUCGAUCAUUAACCCGACCGUAGAGCCCGGCCAACGCGAGUCCCGUGAUUCGCCCUGUGAUUCGUUCCGUGUAUGCACGUCGUCGCCACGCGUUCCGGCCAUCCUUCGUCGAGGACGUUCUACGAGAGGAAAGAACACGGUCGCGUUUCCCCGGUGUGCCCUUUCACGAGUCUCAUUUGGAGCAUCGACGUACCUGCGACUUACGAGAGAGAGAGAGAGAGAGAGAGAGGAAGCCGAUAUACACAGGCUGUGCGUGUAGAGAGAACGAAAGAUAGAAAGAAGAAGACUAGGAGCAACGGAAAGUGGAAGGAAGGAGAUAGAGGGAUAGUGGAGGAAAGAGAGGGAAGAGGGAAGGAGAUAGAGAGAGGCAGAAACGGAGCGAGAGAGAGAGAAAGAGAAGGAUAGAAGAAUCCUGAAAGGACAAACGAGUAAGAGAGAAAGAGAGAGAGAGAGAAAAGCAGUGAGGGAGAGGGAAUCAGGCUCGUUGGUGCGAGAGAGCAACGCGUUGGUGACAGAAAGACGGACAGACGGACCAACAGACAGACGCGGCUUCCCCUCCGCUCGUGUUCGCCGCCAGUUGGUCGCGCGUUACCGAGCCAAGUGGAUGUGUUCGCGAUCGUGCUCCCGUUGAAAAAGUUUUCUCCAUCGUCACGCCGUACGAGAGUGAAAGAGAGAUAGAGAGAGAGAAAGAGGAGAGCCUUUCUUCCUACGCACGUUGUAACGUCGUGAUAAAUCGGAGCAGAGCCCGUCCCGUCCGUUGUAUCGGUGCACACGUGAACCUGUGUGAGAGAGAAAGAGAGAGAGAGAGAGAGAGGGAGAGAGAGAGAGAGAGAGAAAGAGACGCAUUGUGCCGCCGGACGGACGUGCGCCCGGCGAAACUCCGAUUUCGUCGAGAAAGGAUUACAAGGUGCAUCGCGAAGUGUGCUUCGCCGGCGACGCGGUAUAUACAGGGAAAGUAUUCAGCGCUUUUACUGCCGAGAUUCGAGAAGGACGGUUUAGGUGGACACCACCUGGCACCCAGAAAGCGAGUGAGAUAAAGACAGGUGGCACGAGAAGGUAAAAAGCAAACAUGGGAGCGAGACAGAGCAAGAGGUCCGUGGAUAUAACGACCACGCCGAAGAAGGAGGGAAUACCCGCUGAAGGAGGCGUCGUCGGCGAUGCGGCCGCACCUGGCGACGGCAAGCUGGAGAGGAUCGAGGAGGCCGACACGAAGCCAACCACCAACGGCAUAGCACCGCACACGGAGUCCGCUGAGGAUAAAGAAAAGGACAAGGAUGAGGCUACCGAAAAGGACAAGGAACAACAACCGCAAGAAGAAGUAAAAGCUGAGGAGACGAAGCAAGAAUCGGCUGGAGGAGACUCUCCUGCGGAGGUUGCGGAGGUCACGACGCCCACAGAGGCCACCCCUGCCAGUCCGAACACUGCCACUUCUCCAGACAAUAAGGAAGCCAAAAAGAAGGAAAAGAAGAAAAAGUGGUCCUUCAGGUCGAUCAGCUUCAGCAAGAAGGACAAGACUAAGCCGAGCCGCGAUGAAACGCCCAAGAAUGGAGACGUCACCAAGGAAGAGCCACUCGCAGAGGGUGGCGAAGACGCAGAGAAUGCAACGGCCACCACGAGCAGUCCGGUGGAGGAGAAAUCAGCGGCGAGCAGUCCCUCAGCGGACGAGCAGGUAAUCGCACCGACCGUAGCUGCUAGUCCGGUCGAGGAAAAGAAAAAGGAACCCACUCCCUCCGCCCUUACUCCCGUCCCGUCCGUCGAGGAUAAGAAAGAGGAGGCGGUCGAAAAAGUCGAGGCCGAGAAAAAAGUAGUCGAGAACGCUCCGGAAGUUGAGGCGCCAGUAGAAAACAACGUCGCCCACGAUGCUAGCACGACGGAGAGUGCCGAUGAGGCUCCCAAAGUUGCACCACCCGCUGUCCCGACCGAAGCACCCGCCUCCCCGCCAACAGCACCGGCUAUCACUGAGGACGUCGCCUCGGUCACUAAGGCCAUCGAGGAGAUCGACAUAAGUGAUAAAGCAGUCGCGGCGGCAGUGAACGAAGCUAUCGAAUGCAACACGAAUGAAAUCAUCGCUGACGCGCACCACCAAAACAACAUAAACGAAUAAGCGCCACUAAUCGAAUUGUAUUUUGGAAAGAAGAAAGUUCUUUUCUCUCGUUAAAACCAAAAAAGUAUAUUAUAUAGAUAUGUAUAUUUGGACCAUUCCUGCAACAGAAAAUAACGUUCUUUCGUUACGAGCAGCAAAAGGGAAAAACGGGGCGAUGACGACGACGAUGACGAUGAUAAUGACGACCGCGGCAUCGCGAGAGCAUAUAGACUCUAUAGUAGGCCUAUUAAUUAUUAGAUGAUGUUUAACAGCAGGGCAAACGAGAAUACGUGCAUGAAAAUUUAUGAUCGUUUAUUCAAAAACUAUUAUUACGUUCAUAUAUUACAUGAAACGUAUUCUGGACGAGCACACAUAACGUUACGUGCACGGUCUCUUUCACAGAUUAAAUGAUGCUCGUUUUAUUCCUUGUGGCGCGCGGGAAGAUCUUUAAGGCGCCGAAAUUAAGCUUUCGACUUGUGUCUAACCGCGGGUUACAACGAUCGUUCCUGCUGUGUAGAAAUUUUUGAAGUAUCAUUAACUGUUACUGAAAUAAAGUCUAAUGCUCGAACAUCGCGCGACGGACAAGCGAUAAAAGCGAUUGAGAUCGUCAAGACGAUAGGAUCGUUCGUCGCGCAUUCCAGAGGAAAUACUCAUUGGAUGGCGCCCUCCCGUAAUUACAUAACUAUUGUACUCUAUGAGAGAGCGAAAGAGGGUGAACGAGAAUGAAAGUGACAGAAAGAAAGAGAGAGCAUGAAAGAGAAUGAGAGAGAAAGAAAGCCGAAAUAUAGAGGAGGAAAUCGAGAGGGCAGGCUGUGUGUGAUAUAGCGAUUGACGGUGUGAAAGGGGAAAGAGAAUGAUAGUGCGCGGAAACGAGAGAGCUGCGUCUUCGCCACGUUGAGAACAGGAAAAAGAUGGAAAUACGCGAGCGAGAAAAGUGGAAGAAGGAAGUGGAAGAAGAUUUAAGAACACGCGAACAAAGUUUCGCACUCACAUCGGCGACUCCGAGGGCACCCGGCACAUUGUUUCGCUCGUAUUUCCUUCGCGGUCCUUGGUUUUCCUUUUUCCGUUUACAUCUGUACAAUCGAGACAUUUUACGUUGUAACGAGGAACUGCACAUUUUUAACAUAAUUUUGAUAGGCGCUUGAUGGGCACAAAGGCGCUGCGAGAACACGAGGAAAAACACAUUAUACACAUGCAAUGAGGGACAUUUACACCGCGUAUACGUACGUACCAUGGAACAUACGAGAUAAAGUAUAUACAGUAAGUCGAAAAAAAAAAACGAGAUGUAAGUGAUAUAUUAAUCUAGACUAUAGAGAGAAUGCGUUUGUGUAAAUUCGGCGUUUGUUCGAAACAUUGCUAUUUCUCCAUAUGAGAGAGAACACUUAUGACGAAGCCUAUCGUAAUUUUUAUGAUAAUCAUUAAAAAGUAUCGCCUAAUUACAAUUUACGAGACAUGCACAAUUUACCACUCCGGAACGGACCUCCGAACCUUUGUCAAGUUUUCAUACGGAUAUUUCUACGUUUCUACGUUUAUACGGAUCUCCAGAAGUAAAAGAGUAAUUAUCUUACGAGAAGCUUUUUUUAUUAAGAUCGUAGCAUAGAUCAUAAAGUUGUAAACGAGAAGCGCAUUAUACACGUGUGAGACACUCCGAUAUCCGGUAAUAUCGCCGAGCGAUAGAGAGGUAAAGGAUCGAGUCUUCACUCGUGUCCGGCAUUAAUUUCUAAGCGGUUACAUACAUAUUUACGUAUAAGGGCGGGAAAGAAGUAAAGUUAAAAGUUGUAUAGUAAAACCAUUCAUUAAAUAUAUCUGUCCGUAAAAAUGAUCUUUACAACGAAAAGAAAAAAAAAAGAUUCAUUGUCUUCUUAAUAGGACGACACGUUUUGGCGACGAGAGCGAACUUUUUAUCGAAAUUCUUCACGAGCGAAUCGAGACUGAUAAUAUCCGUGCACCCAUACCAUUUCUCUAGUGAUUGUUAUCACUCUGAGGCGCCGUCGAGGCAAACCUCGCUCGUUUAUUUAUUUUGCGCCGGAGACUACAAAAUUGUGAAUGAGAUCUUUGAAUCGAGACCGCCUCAGAUGCGAAAAUACAGUCUCCAAUAUCUUCGAUCAGCAAUUAUAAUAGUAACUAAACUAUUCUACAUUUAUCUAUAACCUAUAAUAAACUGUGAAACAAAGUGUAACAA
Messenger RNA from Acromyrmex echinatior (Panamanian leafcutter ant), 4324 nucleotides. Its product is annotated as A kinase anchor protein 200. NCBI's taxonomy places the organism in Eukaryota, Metazoa, Arthropoda, Insecta, Hymenoptera, Formicidae. The record is from RefSeq and is a predicted model, not a curated record.